Messenger RNA from Engraulis encrasicolus (European anchovy), 4686 nucleotides. RefSeq names its product RAB3A interacting protein (rabin3)-like 1 (gene rab3il1). Bases 324 to 1679 code for a protein of 451 amino acids. Lineage: Eukaryota; Metazoa; Chordata; Actinopteri; Clupeiformes; Engraulidae. Gene Ontology annotation, molecular function: guanyl-nucleotide exchange factor activity. The transcript has 12 exons. Gene Ontology annotation, biological process: exocytosis. Gene Ontology annotation, cellular component: Golgi to plasma membrane transport vesicle. The record is from RefSeq and is a predicted model, not a curated record.
GCAAAAAGUAGGCCACGAGAGUUGCAGCGCUGAACUGAACCGCUGCGUUUUGCGCUCGCGUGUAGCAUCCACGCGCCGGUCAUUCCCUCCACAGUUCAACGCUGUUUUCAAAGUUCCGGAAAGUCUGUGAAGAGUGAAAAGUGUUGCUGCUGGCCUCUCAGUACUGAAGGCCUUUCCCCUGGACUCAAAUCACAUCCAAGUUUCGUGGACCUGGUUACUGCGCAGUUCUGGAAAGGAGGACAUUUUUAACAGCGCAUGGCUCAGAGAAAAACAGCAGGGUGUGAUUGACUUAUCUAGGACUGCUGUGGUCAGGGGGUCAGAGAAUGGAUGUAUUCGAAGGCAUCCACAGGGUGCAACUCUCCUCGUCUCCAUCCCCGGUGAGUGCCUCCAGCCCCGGCUAUGAGGUGGUGGUGGCGGACACUUCAGGGAUUGCGGUGUACUCAUCCGAAGUUUUCUUCGGCAAAGCGGACUCUCGCCAGCUGCGUCAGCGAGCACUGAAGUACAAGUCUGCAACCACCACGGUGACGUCACCCGUGGACAUACUGGAUAGGUGUCCUGUUGGAAGGCUUGUAGAUCUGGAUCCAGAUCCCGGACCAGCUAGGGCAGGAGGAGGACCGAUGCCUCAGGGGGAAGAGGACGACUCCCGCGGAGGGGAACCCUACAAUGUGUCCCGGCUGCGGAGCUCAUCUAUCGAGAUCCGGGAGAAAGGUGCCGAGUUUCUCCGGGAACAGCUGGAUGCCGCUCACAAGGAGUUGAAGCUGAAGGGGGAGGAAUGUGAGCGUCUCUCCCAUGUCAGGGACCAGCUGGAGCAGGAGCUGGAGGAGCUGACGGCCAGUCUGUUCGAGGAGGCCCAUAAAAUGGUGCGUGAAGCUAACGUGAAACAGGCGGCAGCUGAGAAACAGCUGAAGGAGGCUCAGGGAAAGAUUGAUGUUCUGCAGGCUGAGGUGACGGCCCUGAAGACCCUGGUCCUGACCUCCACCCCCUCCUCCCCCAACCGCCAGCUGCACCGGCAGCUCCAGUCCUCCGGGGGCACCAGAGGGGCGUUGAGGGGCCACAGCCGCAACAAGAGCACCAGCAGCGCCCUCACGCUCCCCCACGGCGGCCAGGCCGAGGCGGCCGGCACUGCGGAGACACAGGCGACCAGCAGGGAGGAGAAGGAGCUGGACUCGGUGCUGUUUGCUGAGUUCCUGUCGUGGAGGGAGGCGCCCAGUCUGGAGCGCUCCUCCGCCUUCAUGGGCCGCGUGUACCGGGAGGACAUCGGUCCCUGCCUCUGCUUCAACCGCACCGAGCUGUCUCAGUCAGUGCAGAGCGCGGUGGAGAGCAACUCUCUGACUAUCGAGCCGGUUGCCAUGACGGCACUGCCACUGGUCAAGGCCUCAGCUGUAGAGUGCGGCGGACCCAAUGGCUGGAGAGGUGCAGUAGAGACGAAGUGCGCCCUGAGUGGCAUGUCGCGACCCUGUCGCCACCGCAUCAAGCUGGGAGACAAGGAGAGCUACUACUACAUCUCGCCCUCCAGCAGAGCGCGGAUCACAGCGGUAUGCAACUUCUUCACCUACAUCAGAUAUAUUCAGCAGGGCCUGGUGAGGCAAGAUGUGGAGCAGAUGUUUUGGGAGGUGAUGCGCUUGAGGAGGGAGAUGACGGUGGCUAAACUCGGCUUCUUUCCCACGGACGAUAGCUAGAAAACGGGAAGUCAACUGCAGAGCACAAUCACCUCUCUCUCUCUGUCUAUCUCAAAGUCAACACACACACACACACACACACACACACACACACACACACACACCGACACACACACACACACACACACACACACACACACACACACACACACACACACACACACACACACACACACACACACACACACACACACACACACACACACACACACAGUAAUGGGCUGUAAGCAAUAUCGUUUAUCUUCUGUGUGUUCCUGAUGGAGAAGGUACAUACUCCAGUGUACACAGUCAGUGUAAUGUGCAGAUUGUGGAUGAAUGAAGCAAGAACUGCCUGGCUGGUGACAGAAGCGCAAGAUUUAUUACGCAAUUAAAUAUAAAUGAGCAGCGAAGUCAGCGUCUUGAUGCGACGACAGACACAUCAGAACAAGUCUGCUCUUGGCAGUAAUAAUGUCCUACACAUACAUUAGAAGUGUGUUGACAUUAGAAAUUGGAGCAGAAAAUUAGAAAUUUGAUUAGAAAUGUGCAGCCUAAUGGGAGAUAUUGACUCUCUGUCAGGUAUUUGAAGGAUGGGAGAAAUUAGCCUGGUGAGCCGUCCAUAGGACUGUACUUGUCUUCAUUCGUAUUCAUGGUCUGGCGACGGUUCUCUGGGGAGAGAUACUAAGUCGUCCUCCAGGCGGUCGGCCAAUAAGCGAACGAUUUAGGUGAGAGCUGUCCAAUUGUUUCAAACCAGAACUGAGUGCAAUCCUCCCGCCCUUUCUAAUCACGUCAUUACAUUGCAUUUGGCAGACAAGUCAAAGGACCUCAGGUCAAAGAACCUCCAGACCAUGAAUAUGACUGAAGAGAGGUAUUAUGGGAUGGUCGUACCAGGCUAGGGAGAAAUGGCAGUGGGUGUAGCAGAGCCAUGCUUUUCAGUAUUGUGUCCCUCUUUCUUCCCCAUUUAUGACUAAUGAAUUACCCCCUCAUAAACAUGGCAUGGCAAUCAACGACAUAGUUACGUUAUAUGAAACGUUGCGUUAUAUAUAUUUUUUUCACAGUAGUUAUUAUUGCUAUGUUUUACCACAGCGGGGGACAAUGAUAAAGAAGUAUACGCAUUAGCAUGGUUUCAUUUUACCUCAUGCAGUGAGGGGAGUGCUACUGCAGCGAAUGCUAAGGUCAAAGCCAUAAGUGACCUCACCAACAUCAUCUGAAGGAGGGUGGGAUGGAAACACACACUCACACGCACGCACACACACACCAAACACUAAACACACAUCCUCUAAGUGCACAUAGACACACACACACACACAGAUAAAUACACAUAGGCUUUUCCUCGGAAGUCCAAACACCCACUCCCUUUUUGAUGUGCACUCGGGAAAUGCCAUUGUUUCCCCCCACCCCCCUCUCUCUGCACUCCCCCCACUCCCCUCUCUGCACUCCCCCCACUCCCCUCUCUGCACUCCUCGCCUGGUAUACCCAGUUAAAAAUAUGAUUACUACAUUUGUAAGUGUACACUCCUUUGUUUUAGGUUUGUGUUUGUUUUAUUGGGUUUUUUUUGGUUUUGUCUUUUUUUUAAAAACAUUAACUGUGUUUAUAAGUUUGUAAAGUUAAAUGUAAAGUUAAAAGUUAGAAGUGGUGGGAUGAAUGAAUGAAUAACUAGCCCUCAAAUUGCUGUGUCACCUUCUUAGCCUCAGCACACCACUGCUUGCCUUUCUACAGUAGCUAUAGCCCUGGGGGGUAUUCCAAGAACAUGGUUAAGUAGCAACCAGGUUAAGUUAACCUUGAGAUAGUGGAAAAUCAUCGAAUACCACACCCUAGAGUCCUUACGUAUUUUCGGUAACACUUUAUUUUAGGGAUACAUCUAUAAACACUAAUACAUACAAUGUUAAUGCCUGCAUAAGUAACUUGUAAGGCAUGUACUAGGCAAACGCUAAGGCCUACUAGGUCCUUACUAAGGUUAAAUUGGUAAUAAAUCCCUUAUUGUGCAUGAACAAGACAUUUGCGAAUACAUACCUAACAAAUGUUUGAUUUUGCUUUGUACAUGCCUUACAAGUUACUUAUACAGGAACAUUGUAUGUAUUAGUGCUAAUAGAUGUAUCCCUAAAAAAGUGGUUUCCGUAUUUUCUUAACUAAAUGAGAAACCUAUUAUCUAUGGGCUAUCUACGUAUAUUAGCAGGCUUACCUCUUCAUGCAGGUUAAGUUAGCCUGGUUUAUCAUCACUUAACCAUGUUCUUGAAAUACUGCUCCCCUGGUGGUUAGACAAUAAGCUUUACUGUACAUGAACAACUGUGUUGUGCACAGUUACUAUGCCAUAGCCUCAGCACAGCCUGUAGCUUCUGCAGAAUGUUAGUGUGUCAGUCAGUACACAAGAUCGUGAUCGAUCCUUGUUUACCUUCUUUACUUUUUGCAUGGGAUAUACAGCCAUACUUGUGUGUGUGUGUCUACGGGUCUUUGCACUCUGUGUAUGUCGUCUCAUAUCUCUCUUUCUGUACUCAACGUGUAAAUGACGAGAGGUAGUCAGCUCCAUAUGCCAUCAUCCUAACUGUGCGUAAGUGAAACGCAUAGUUGCAUGACUGGACGUGUGCAUUACGAACACUCGAUGGUGUCUGUUAUGAAUGGACUGCGGACUUUCUGUCCAUUACUGAAGCAACGGCUCGAAUGGGACAUGGGCGGGACGUGGAGAAAUUUUGAGGCGGAAGUAUUCUCGCAGGACAUUCUCGCGGUUGCUUCAAAAAUGUUGAAUGCAGUUCUAUAGAAUGCAAGCUGACCUGUAUGUGGGGCAGUCGUGGCCUAAUGGGUUAGUGAGGUGGUCUUAAGAUCAGAGGGUUGCAGGUUCAAAUCCCACCCUGACCCCUCCCUAAACCUCCAUCUACAUAUGGCUGAGGUGCCCUUGAGCAGGGCACAUAACCCCACAUUGCUCCAGGAACUGUGAGCAAUUUCCUGUAAGCAAUUUCAUCUUUUAUGUUGCUGUGGAUAGAAGUGUCAGCUAAGUAUAAUGUGAUGUAUGCUGUGAGAUGGCCACUCCAUCUAU